Suillus plorans is the source of this 1956-nucleotide messenger RNA. RefSeq lists its product as uncharacterized. NCBI's taxonomy places the organism in Eukaryota, Fungi, Basidiomycota, Agaricomycetes, Boletales, Suillaceae. The transcript has 13 exons. The record is from RefSeq and is a predicted model, not a curated record. The coding region runs from base 1 to 1956 and encodes 651 amino acids.
AUGCCAAGCUUUCUGCCUUCAGAUGAACCCACCCUCAAUGGCGACUGCCUAUCUCUCAAAAAUAUUGAACUAGUUGAUAUUUUUAGCUGCUCCCCAUUAUUUCCUACUGUCGCCAUCUCCAUCUGCACACUCACAGCAUAUCGGCAGGUUCACCGAACUUGUCCCCGAUUCAGCAUUCAGGCACAAUGCAAGGUGUUGUGUCAUCUCCAUAAUAUUCCGUAUCGAUCAUACUUAAAUGCGCAAUUUUCGGACGCUUACGACAUUUAUCUCGAAAUCUUGCAUCGCGUCGACGUCCUUAUCAACCAAGCGCUUAACCGCGACUCGCUCAACUGGCGUCUCCUGAACUCCUGCCCGUGUUGCUUUUACAAGCUAGAAGAUGAAGAAAACAUGGCUCUGGAGUGGCUGGUGACUAUGGACGGCAACAAUAGCUUAAAACGAUGGAUAGUUGAUAAGUUUAAGGAUGAAGUGCGAGGACACACCCACCCGACUGUGGAUACUGAAAACGGGCAAGACAUCGAGCAAACUGAAACAGUGCCAUCAUCCUCAUUUACUUGUGUCGACCGGAUGUUUUCAGUGUUUGAUGAGUCAGGGAUAUUUAUUGCUGCAUGUCGACACCGGUUCAUCCUUCUUGCUUGUGAUAUGGUUAAGAGUGGUGAACUUGCAAAAUAUCCAUUGGCGGUUACGCUAGGGAACAGUACUUUGGGACCACAUGCUUCCGCCCUCAAUUUCCGGAUGAUGGUAGGAGUGUUUCACGGCCAUGCACAUAAUCGAAGGUGCCAGAUAGAUUGGCAUCCUAUGUAUAUCAAAGGCACUGGACACAUGGAGGGCGAAGGAUGCGAACACAUUUUUUCUUCAUCAAAUGAACUUGCACGAAGCACGCGGCACACUACAACUUUUCACCGACAUCAAUCGAUCGAGCAACAUUUUACAUUUUGGGAUGAGGAUAAGUAUACGGCAUUAAGUGUUUUUAUACGGAAUCAUUAUCGGGAGGCGCUCGCAGAUAUCCAAAGCCUCACAGCAGAACUUUCGGUCAUCUGGGAAACCCUCAAUCUUACCGAUGCUGACUUUAUUCGGUUUCAUGCGCAAGAACGUGAAUAUCUUGAUGGGUUGAAACAAGCACCGGUCAAGGAUCUUGUCCAUGUCGAUACGGCAUAUUCAAAACUUCAGAACACGGAACAGCUAGCUGGAUAUUUAGAGGUUCAACUUGGCAUCGACAAACGCUGGGAAAUCGGAGGUGAACAUUAUAAUUGCUUUCGAGAAGAAGCUUUGCUUCUCAGGUGUCAUUCAGCGCUUGAUGAACUUGAGCGCCUGGUAGUCAUGCGCCUGUUUGAACUGUCCAAACUUUCGUUAUCAGGAACAGGUUACAAGCUACAUCAACAUAUUACCAAAGCCCUUCAACAACGUUCAGAUGCUAUUCGGAACACUAUCAAUUGUUACAGCACUCAGGCCACCGCUCUGGUCCCACCUAGGCCAAAACUAAUGUGGAAGGAUAUUGUUGAAUAUAGCUUCCUUGGCGAAUUUGACUUAUUGCGUCACUCACCUACAGUUAAAUACUUCAAGCUCCAACGUGCUCGCGAAGAAAUACAGCGUCUGAAUAUAGAAAUCCAUCGUCUGCGCACGGCAAUACAUGAUGAAGAAACCAAGACCAUUGCAACAAUAGACCAACUCCUCAUCACAAAUUCCCUACUUGCCAUGGAGUUGAGAAGGAGGUGGCAGGCACGCACCGCUGUCAAUGCUGUCCAUCUUUACCGACUAAGUCAAAUCGAGUCACAGCCUGCAUUUUCGGGCAGACGUGGUAUUGGCGUUUCUGCAACUGGUAUCGAUGGAGAGCAUGCUGAGAGACUUGACUUAACUGAUAUUAUCUCUUUUGAAUCAAACGGUGAUGUUCUCGAGGAGGAGGAUCAAGCGCAGAUGACGGAUGAUUUCACUAGCUAUCUACUCUCAGUCGGAGACUAG